AUACAGUCAUGCAUGUAGAGUCAUAGUUAGGGCGGCAACCACAUUUCAAACAAAGAAUUCGUGCAGCACACACACGACUCAUUUUUAAAUGUAAACGGUGGCAAAUACAAUGGAAGAUGCAAAUAUCCAACAAGGCAAGCCCUUUAAAAUCACCGAUUCGUCGCGCGAAACCAAAAAGGGGGUUGUCGCCGCUAGCCUCGAAGACCUAACCUCCAAAGUCAUCGAAAAACUGAACGUCUCCGGUGAUAUUACUGUCGUCCUCGAAGCGGACGGGACUGAAAUCGACGACGAAGAAUAUUUCGCUACGCUUGAGCCGCACACCAGUCUUAUGAUUCUGAACGGGGGCCAGAAGUGGAUGCCGCCGGCGCCCCCAUGUCGCCUUUCCACCGAUCAGCCGGACGACGGUAAAGGUGGGGCCGAAUUGGCCGGACUUGUCGGUAAACUAAAGCACAAUUUAUGCCACGUGUCGCUCCUGGGAGGUGCGGAACUGGAAAUGCUCAGUGACAUGGAUCCUGACUCUUUAGUUGAUAUCACUUUCCCUGAUAAGAUCUUUCUUGAACAACUGAAGGAAGCGUCAGGGAGGUUUUUGAGUGAGAAAAGACAAGCACAAGAUGCCAUGGAUUUGCUAAGGCUGUACCAAGAGAAAGAGGCUGAGUCUGGGGAGACCAACUGAUCCACAAUGGACGAUGUACUGGAAAUUCCGUUUUAAAAUGGCUGCCUCAUACCCCAAGUAUUUAAAUAAGACUGAAUUGCCAAUAAAUUACUGUCCUGGCGUAACCCAAUUGCUCAAUCACUGCACAGCCACGUUCACAUUAACACCAAACAACGUUGGUUAACACAAAUUCUAACAUCGCAACAAUACUUCACUAAGGGCACGUCACAUAUACCCCACACAUUGUAAUCACCCAAACCACCUAUUAUUCAUGGUUGUAAUAAAUCUCUUAUUAGUGAAUUAAGCAUGUUACCUUAGCUGUGAUAAAUCAACUUGUAGCUCUAGUAUUUAACUUUUCAAAAAUUAGAUAUAUCCCCAUUCAAAAAAUUCACUAACAAGAGGAGUGUCUCAUUCAUGUGGUUUUUAUCAUAGUUUUUGCUAUAAUACAAAAUAAUAUAAUCAUAUACUUGUAUACAUUUUAACAAUAAAUAAUUUAG
This is a messenger RNA of Tribolium madens (black flour beetle), 1149 nucleotides long. Its product is annotated as DNA fragmentation factor subunit alpha-like. The record is from RefSeq and is a predicted model, not a curated record. Lineage: Eukaryota; Metazoa; Arthropoda; Insecta; Coleoptera; Tenebrionidae. Gene Ontology annotation, biological process: regulation of apoptotic process; apoptotic process. The transcript has 2 exons. Bases 110 to 673 code for a protein of 187 amino acids.